Messenger RNA from Rotaria sp. Silwood2, 363 nucleotides. The record is from the annotation of a GenBank genome assembly. NCBI's taxonomy places the organism in Eukaryota, Metazoa, Rotifera, Eurotatoria, Philodinida, Philodinidae.
AUGCAGGAAGCUUCUUAUGUAAUGUUUAAAAAUAAUCAAAAUAUAACUGAUUUAACAAAUCUUAAUUAUACAAAUAAUGAUUUUGAAGGUUUUUGUGUUGAUUUACUUGCAGAAUUGUCUCGUGCACUGAAAUUUUGUUAUGAAAUCAAACCGAUUACAACAUUAUGUUAUGAUGAUAUGGUUGAAGAAGUGAAAAAUAAAAGAGCUGAUUUAGCUGUUGCACCAUUAACAAUUAAUUAUGUUCGUGAAAAAGAAAUUGAUUUUACAAAACCAUUUCUUAGUUGGAUUUAUACAUUUGCUGCUGUAUUUACAGUUAGUUUUAUUCUUCUAUUAAUUGCUCGAUGUUCACCGGAUGAAUGGUGA